Messenger RNA from Myzus persicae (green peach aphid), 888 nucleotides. RefSeq lists its product as uncharacterized. The coding region runs from base 348 to 695 and encodes 115 amino acids. The transcript has 3 exons. NCBI's taxonomy places the organism in Eukaryota, Metazoa, Arthropoda, Insecta, Hemiptera, Aphididae. The record is from RefSeq and is a predicted model, not a curated record.
UUUCUGCGUGUUUACGCGUGGUUUUGGUGGGAGAGGCAGAAACGUGGAGGGGUAGAGCUCAUAUAGAGCCAUAUCGUUUUUGUAAUUUGGACGCUGAAUUAUUACGCGUAACUCGAAAAAAUAAGAAAACUAUUGUUUUAUUCAUUUAGACAUUUAACACUUAAGUGAAUUAGGUAUUUGUAGUUGAUAUGCGUUUGUAUACAGAGUAUUGAUACUGUAUUAAAGAAUUUUUUUGAUAUUUCGCUUUCGAUCAAUCUGUUUUCAGUGAUAUUGAAUUGUUAGUGAAUGACAAUCGCCUGCAGGUGGUCCUACUAAUUUUGUAUUGAACAAAAAAAGAUUUAUUUAAAAUGUAUAUGAAAUCAAUUGUAUUUAUCACGUUGGCUUCCAUCCACCUUUCUUAUUGCACCGCGAAGGACGAUGGCAGGAUGAACGUGGUCAAGCCGACAGUCGACAGAGUAAGGGAAGUAAUACAGUCAGUUUCCGGAGUUGGUGGAUCAUAUAAUACUGAAGAGUCAAAUUCUGGGUACGUGAAUCCGGUGAAACCUGCAGUGACGGGAACAGCAGUGCCAAAUCCAGGACCAUCGACAACCACAGAACCAGUUACCACGGGUGGUUGCCCAGAGAAGCAAACGGAGACCUAUCAGCCUGACUCUUGUGGUUGUUCUUAUAGCAUAGAAAACUUUUGCCAGGGUUGAUGCUGGCAAUGUUGAUCAUUUCUUCAAAGGUCUCUGUAAAAACUUCGCCAAACACAUGAUACCAAGUUCUAUUGUAUAUGUUAUAAUAAUCAUACUGCUUUUAUAAUUUUGUCUAAACCGGAGUGCAAAAUUUGUGUCACAUUAUCCAAUAAUUAUUUUGAUUGUACAUUGAGUUCAAAUAUAUGGAACUUAU